UCGCGAGGUAGCUCCACACAACCCAGCUCGCUGCGCCCUGUCUGGAGCAUGCAUCACACAGUUGCGCACCGACGCCGCCACCGUAGCGUGUAGCCACGUGACGCACGCGCAUCUAGCUGCACUCUUCGGAGGCACAACAAUCUCGCGCUCCAUUUCACCGCGGCUCGCUCUCGGCAUGGCGGACGGCGAGCGCUCCCCGCUGCUAUCGGACCUUGGUGAUGGAGCAGUCAGUAGUGGCAACGGCGGCGUGUCUCCCGGCCCGGCGCAGUACGGCCAUCUGAACAAACCGCAGAGUUUUCCGCCAUUCCCGAGCCCGUCUCAGCCAUCUGUGCUGCUGGGAGAGGAUCCGCCUCCCUACUCCCCACUCACGUCACCCGAGAGUGGAAGUGCCCCGGUCAUCAGCUGCCGUGUGUGCCAGUCUCUGAUCAGUGUCGAGGGCAAGAUCCACCAGCACGUUGUCAAGUGUGGAGUCUGCAACGAGGCUACACCUAUAAAGAAUGCUCCUGCUGGGAAGAAGUAUGUGCGCUGUCCUUGUAACUGUCUGCUCAUCUGUAAGGUGACGUCCCAGCGUAUCGCCUGCCCCCGGCCAUACUGUAAGAGGAUCAUUAACUUGGGGCCUGUCCAUCCUGGUCCUGCCAGUCCUGACCCACAGCCAACCGGCGCACGGGUGGCGUGUGGUCACUGCAGCAAUACCUUCUUGUGGACAGAGUUCACCGACAGGACACUGGCACGCUGUCCCCACUGCAGAAAAGUCUCAUCGAUUGGCCAGAGGUACCCAAGGAGGCGGAGCCUGUGGUGUUUCCUCCUCUGUCUGCUCUUCAGUAUCUCUGCUGCUGGGCUGAUUGCGGGAACGUGGUCUCAGGCGCGGGUGUAUGGCGGGAUCUAUGCUGCCUGGGUCCUUCUCCUGCUGCUGGUGGUGGUGACUCUGGCCAGAGCUCUCUACUGGAGCUGCCUACGGGUCAGCGUACCCCUGCAGAACUUCACAUAGAGAGAGGGAGGGAU
Molecule: messenger RNA, 1002 nt
Organism: Electrophorus electricus (electric eel)
Lineage: Eukaryota; Metazoa; Chordata; Actinopteri; Gymnotiformes; Gymnotidae
Gene: pip4p1a
Product: phosphatidylinositol-4,5-bisphosphate 4-phosphatase 1a
Biological process (GO): phosphatidylinositol dephosphorylation
Cellular component (GO): late endosome membrane; plasma membrane; phagocytic vesicle membrane
Molecular function (GO): phosphatidylinositol-4,5-bisphosphate 4-phosphatase activity
Source: RefSeq, a predicted model, not a curated record